Messenger RNA from Sceloporus undulatus (fence lizard), 718 nucleotides. RefSeq names its product zinc finger protein RFP-like. Bases 87 to 560 code for a protein of 157 amino acids. Lineage: Eukaryota; Metazoa; Chordata; Lepidosauria; Squamata; Phrynosomatidae. Gene Ontology annotation, molecular function: zinc ion binding. The transcript is spliced from 2 exons. The record is from RefSeq and is a predicted model, not a curated record.
CUGUACAUGCCCUGGUUACAUCCUAUUGCAUCCUAUUUGAAUAACUGUAAUAGUCAUAAGUUGAAAGAUAAACAGUCGGGCCGGUUAUGGACAAAGUGGACAAUCCCAUGGAAGAGCUCCAGAAGGCCGCCAUUUGCUCCAUCUGCCUGGAAUAUUUCAAAGACCCAGUCUCCAUACAGUGUGGGCACAACUUCUGCUUGCGCUGCAUCAGAAAAUGCUUUGAGACGGCCAAGAGACGGUUCUGUUGCCCUCAGUGUCGAAGGCAAGCUGGCAAGAAGGAUUUCAGGCCCAACAGGGAACUAGCCGAUGUGGCUGAAGUAGCCAAGCGAUACAAGUUGCAGGCAGAAGAGGCGGCUGGAGAGAAAGCAGUGUGUGAGAGACACCGGGAGCCCCUCAAGCUCUUCUGUGAAGAUGACCAAGCCCUCAUCUGCGUCGUGUGCGAUAGAUCCAAGGACCACAGGGCCCACACCGUGCUUCCCAUAGAAGAGGCUGUCCAGGACUACAAGGUAUGGAGUAACCUUUCGAGUGACACGGAGCGCUGCAUUUGGACCGUCUACUAAACUCUUUGUGGGUCUAUUCAGACAGUGGAAAUAAUCCAGGUAGAAUCUGUGUUGAAUCUUUGUUGUUCACAUACAUUUUGAAUCCAUCUGAUUAAGUUUGGUGGGGGGAACUGACAAAAUCCCCACUUAACCCAGGAUAAUUGAUGUCAGGUUCCCCC